GUAUGACUCGUUCAGAAACGUCAACGUCAACCUCGCAUGGAAAUACAAAAAUUGAACGCAUUGCAGUACUGAAACAUUGAAAUUUUCCGUGAUUUUCGUUAGCAUACGCUGCGUCAUAUUGAAUCAUUUUUUUUAAUUCUGAUCAAAAAUACUGUAGAAGUGAGUUUUAAAAGAUGAAGUGGUUCGAAGGAAGUAUUAACGAAGCUGUUGCCACAUCAAAAUCGAGGAAAGCCAUUUUCGUUGUGUUCGUGGGUGGAAAUGAUGAUGCUUCAGUUCAAGUUUCUCAGGCAAUCGAAUCUUCAGAAAUAUCAUCACGUUUGGAACAGGACAGCUUUGUGGCAGUCAAAAUAGAAAGUGGCUCUGAAAAUUACAGAUUUUUUGCACAAAUUUAUCAAUUAGUACCAGUUCCGUCCGUUUUCUUUAUCGGCGAAACGGGCUCUCCCCUCGAAAUAGUUGCCGGUAGUGCCACGGCUUCUGAGUUAGGGGCAAAGAUAGAUGAAGUUUUGGCCAAAUCAGGAAAAAUUGCUGCUGGAUCUUCACUUUCUUUCAUAGAAUCCGAAAAAAAAUCCGCUGAAAAUGCAGCAGCUACUGUCACAACUACAGAAGGUGCCAGUCUAUCCAGUACGCAAGGGGACUCGUCGACAAAAAAAGAAGAAAAAGCUGCCGAAUUGUCGCACGAGGAAAAGGUAAGACGAGCUCAAGAGCUGAUGGAGUUGCAAAAAAAGCAGCGUGUCGAGGAAGAAAUGAGAAAGGAGAAGGAGCGCGAAAUAGAGCGUCGAAAGAGGGAACGCGAAGUUCAGGAAAUGCGUUUGAAGCAGCGAGAUUUGGAGAUAAAGCAGUCGCUAGAGGAAAGAUUGAGGGAAAAGGCGGAGGAUGCUGCAGCCAGAGAAAGAGUUAGGCAACAAAUUGCUCAGGAUAAAUUGAUGCGAAAGGAGAGAGAGCAGGCUCUCCAGCAAAAUUCUUCACAACAGCAGCCUGAAAAGCAGGUAAAAACGCCUUCUUCGUCCAGCAGCGAAGCGUCUGUGGCGAGGAUUCAAUUUAGAUUGCCAUCAGGCAGUACGCAUAUGGGACAAUUUGAACCAUUAAGUACACUUGGAUCACUACGCGACUACGUAGUUAUGAAUAUUGAAUUACCGUUUCAACAAUUUUCACUGUCCACUUCUUUUCCAAGAAGAGACCUGCUUCCUGAGAAUGAUAAUAAGACUCUGAGUGAUCUAGGACUGGUGCCGACAUCCGUAAUUUUGAUUUUACCAUUGAGAAAUCCUAACGCUAAAGCGGUAAUUUCAUCUUCAGAGGAUAUGGGAUUUUUAUCUCGUAUCAUAUGGGCUCUUUUUACUCCCAUUAUCGGGUUAUAUAAUUAUGUGCUGAGCUAUUUUUACGGACCCAAUAGGAGUCCAGAUCGACAACAGGAUGAUGCCAUUGGCUCCAGUGAAUCUGCAACGAAUGCGGGCGGAAACGGACCAAGCAUGCAACAACCAUCAGGACUCCACAGAAGAAAUGUGGGUGGCGAGGAAACUAAAGUGGUCAGGACUCAAGGUAAUAUUCACAGACUGCAUUCAUCUCGAGAUGACAACGAUGAAAAUAAUACAUGGAACGGGAAUUCCACGCAGCAAAUGUAAUUUUUUUAUAUUGGGCCUAACUUAUUAUUUAUGAAAGUUACGAAGUCUUACGAAAUGUAGGCAUUGUAUCGAGUGAAUGAAGAUUGAGGAACCGAUCGGUUUCCAAUUCUGCUUUUAUUUUACACUUUUGGAAAAAUUCUUUAGUUACUUUUCGAGUGAGGAAUUUUUAAAUUCUCGCCAAUUUCCUCGUUCUUUUUUCCCUGAAAAAAAAAACAAAAAAUAAAUAAGAAAAGGAUUUUUUUUUAAAUAUUAAUAAAUGGUUUGAUAUUUAUGAUUCAAAGUUUCAGUGGUUGCAUUAGUUUGAUCAAUCUGAUCAAAUAUUGUUGAAUGAUGUAAUGAUAUUAUAAUACAGAAAGUACAUUAAUAUAUGUAUAUACAAAGGACGAAUAAAUCAAGAAUUGUUUAAUUAAUCAACAAUAAAAUAUUGAGCCUAA
Molecule: messenger RNA, 2053 nt
Organism: Belonocnema kinseyi
Lineage: Eukaryota; Metazoa; Arthropoda; Insecta; Hymenoptera; Cynipidae
Product: UBX domain-containing protein 4
Exons: 7
Coding region: 174-1619 (481 amino acids)
Molecular function (GO): protein binding
Source: RefSeq, a predicted model, not a curated record